Molecule: messenger RNA, 2708 nt
Organism: Drosophila teissieri
Lineage: Eukaryota; Metazoa; Arthropoda; Insecta; Diptera; Drosophilidae
Exons: 10
Coding region: 376-2496 (706 amino acids)
Biological process (GO): nucleoside metabolic process
Molecular function (GO): catalytic activity
Source: RefSeq, a predicted model, not a curated record
UUUGAACAAAACGGACGUUGGAAAGGGUUUUCAUCCAUCAAAAUUCUAUCCCCGUGUUUUCGUUUUGUUUUUGCCGGCAUUUUGGCGUAAGUGUACGCGCGCUCCUUCUCCGCGCCCUUGCCAUCCACCCUUUCUCAAGUAGUGGAAUAAACCAAGCAAAGCAGCAAGGAAAACAUAAAACAAAUUAAGCAAAUAGUGACCGCAAAGGAGAACCGGUCGCAAAUCAAGUGGCAAAUAAAACACGUCAUUUUCGCUUGUAGAUCCAGCAACAGCACCAGCAGCAAGUUUGGGCUCAAGGACGUCGCCGGAGCAGCGGUACCGUAUCGGAUCGAAGGAGCAGCAGGAGCAGUAGGAGGAGCAAGGAGCACCAGCACCAUGUCGGAGCGCAGGAGUCACAUACAGAUGGCGCCGCCACCGCCGCCCCCCAAGCCAAACAAAUCGCAGACAGCCAAUGGAAAUGGAAAUGGAAAUGGCACAGUCAUAGGCACUGGCAACGGCAACGGAACCCUGCCGAAUGGCAAUAAAAACUAUAACAAAAUUGUCGCAGGCCAAGACCAGGAGCCGCUGGCUCAGAACUCGAGCGGCGUUCAGAGGAGCCAGUCGCCACCACGCACAGAACAGGUCGUGAUGACGCCACGCGGUAAAACGGCCAACAGCACGGUGAUCCUCAUCGAACGGAAGCUGGUCGAUGAGAUCAACGAUCGCGUCCAUGUCGCCGGCGGCGAUCACACGGGCAUCAUCAUCAACAAGGACACGGUCGCCGGCCAGAAGAGCGCCAGCAAGGCAGCAGCGCUAUCGCUGGAGUUCCGCGUCUUCCUGGUCAGCGCCAAUACGGGCAAGCACUCGCAGGAGUCGCGCACCCUGCGCUUCUGGUUCAGGGACUGGCUGACCAACGAUGAGAAGCAGGCCCACAUCGCCCAGGACUUCUUCAAGGAGCUGGUCAGUCCGCAGGACUUUCCCAGAGACUAUGUGGGAUUCAUCAAGAAGAUAAUGAAGCUCCUGCAGCACGGAUACUCGGAGAUCCAGUCGAUUGAGAUUGAACUGCGCAUCCUGGAGGAGACCUCAGCACCUCCGUCGCGACCACCCCGGGAUGGGUACAUCAUCUACUGCUACGGCGACUGCAACCGGAAGUUCGAGGAGGCGCUGAUGGCGCAGCGGAAGACAGGUGACGGCGACCAUCUGAUGAAGGCCAUUUGGCUGGACAUGUACACCGAGCAGCUGAUUUCCCUCGAGGAAUCCCAGUUCGAAUCUCCGCCGUUGACCCAGGAGAAGGUGCUGGAGCUCAUCGAGCAGGCAUAUCCCAAUCCCGUGUCCCCCGAGGAUCUGGCCAAGGACUACGGCUGGAGCGAGCAGGAUGUGCUGCUGGUGAUCAAGUCGCUGCAGGAGCGCGGUCUGAUCAAGUCGAUGGAGUACAACGCGUACACCCGCAUCCACCACGAGGACAAGGAGAUCAAGGUGGUCAAGCAGAUGCCCACGAUCGCCUCCAACAAACAGCCCACCAUCGCCAUCAUCACGGCCCAGUAUUGCGAGAAGCUCGCCGUGGACGCGAUGCUCGAGAACAAGGAGACCUUCGUCCGAUACACCACAGUCGAUUCCGAUCCCAAUCUAACGAACUCACUCAGAAAGUCCAAAAAGAAACGAAGAUUCGGCGAAUCGAAUGUGUAUACCCUGGGCAACAUCGGGGCGCACAGGAUCGUGAGCACCAAGCUACCGUCGGUGGGCAACAACAGGGAGGCGAUGACGGCGACGGGCAAUACCACCACCCGUCUGCUGGGCACAUUCCAGAAGGUCGACUAUGUCUUCAUCGUGGGCGUGGCCGGUGGCGUGCCCCACUACACGGACUACAAGAAGCACGUCCGACUGGGCGAUGUGGUCAUCUCGUAUGUGGACAAACAGCGGGCACUGAUCAGCAAUAGCAAGGAGAAGCCGUACGUGUACUUGUACAAGAGCGGCGAGGACGUGAAGACCUACUUCCCGGUGAACGACUCGCUGCAGCAGAUCGCCGAGAGCCUGCAGGCCAACAUGCAGGUGAAGCGGCCGUGGGAGGACUACCUGAAUCAGGCCCAACAGGCGCUGGCCCAGAAGACGGAUGCCGACUUCAACCGGCCGGACACGCGAACGGACAAGCUGUUCAUGAACAUUGGAAACAACGAGGUGAUCGAGGUGGCUCAUCCCAUUGCCGCCGACGAAGUGGACGGUGUCAAUCGGCUGCGACUUCACCUGGGUCCCAUUGGAUCCGGCAGGGAUUUGGUGAGGAGCGACGAUCUGCGCACCCAGUUCGCCAGGAAGUACGGCCUACUGGCCACCGAUGUGGAGAUGAGCAGUGUGCUGGACAGUAUCAUUGGCAACUGCAGGGAGAGCUUUAUACUGGUGAAGGGCAUCGCCGACUACAAGGACGGCACGUCCACCAGGAAGUGGCAGAAUUUCGCAGCCAUUUCGGCGGCGUCGGUGGUGAAGUCGGUUAUCUGCGGCAUGGACGCGCCCACGAAUGUAUAGGAGGUGGGGUUUCGAAUCCCCUAUUUCCUCCAUUCCCCUCCCUGCAAUCCUAGCAUUUGAUUUGCCUCCAAUUUUCGUACCAAUCCCGCUGCGGCGUCCCUUUAUUUCUGGUGGCCGGACUUGGGGACCACUAUUCGUAAACCAAAAUGUGCAUAGAUUGCAUCAUAUAUAAUGUAUGUUCGCGUAAUAUUGUAUUAAAUGAUUUCUUGUUA